Molecule: messenger RNA, 4701 nt
Organism: Equus quagga
Lineage: Eukaryota; Metazoa; Chordata; Mammalia; Perissodactyla; Equidae
Gene: HPSE2
Product: heparanase 2 (inactive)
Exons: 12
Coding region: 1-1779 (592 amino acids)
Cellular component (GO): extracellular matrix; membrane
Molecular function (GO): hydrolase activity, acting on glycosyl bonds
Source: RefSeq, a predicted model, not a curated record
AUGAGGGUGCUCUGUGCCUUCCCUGAAGCCAUGCCCUCCAGCAACUCCCGCCCCCCCGCGUGCCUAACCCCGGUGGCUCUCUUCUUGGCUCUGUUGCUCCAUCUCUCCCUUUCCUCCCAAGCUGGAGACAGGAGACCCUUGCCUGUAGACAGAGUUCCAGGUUUGAAGGAAAAGACCCUGAUUCUACUUGAUGUGAGCACCAAGAACCCAGUCAGGACAGUCAAUGAGAACUUCCUCUCUCUGCAGCUGGAUCCGUCCAUCAUUCAUGAUGGCUGGCUCGAUUUCUUAAGCUCCAAGCGUCUGGUGACCCUGGCCCGGGGACUUUCGCCCGCCUUUCUGCGAUUCGGGGGCAAGAGGACCGACUUUCUGCAGUUUCAGAAUCUGAGGAACCCGGCGAAAAGCCGCGGGGGUCCCGGCCCGGAUUACUAUCUGAAAAACUAUGAGGAUGACAUUGUUCGAAGUGAUGUUGCCUUGGAUAAACAGAAAGGCUGCAAGAUUGCCCAGCACCCUGAUGUUAUGCUGGAGCUCCAACGGGAGAAGGCAGCUCAGAUGCAUCUGGUUCUUCUAAAGGAGCAAUUCUCCAAUACUUAUAGUAAUCUCAUAUUAACAGCCAGGUCUCUAGACAAACUUUAUAACUUUGCUGAUUGCUCGGGACUCCACCUGAUAUUUGCUCUAAAUGCACUGUGCCGUAAUCCCAAUAACUCCUGGAACAGUUCUAGUGCCCUGAGUCUGUUGAAGUACAGCGCCAGCAAAAAGUACAACAUUUCUUGGGAACUGGGUAAUGAGCCAAAUAACUAUCGGACCAUGCAUGGCCGGGCAGUAAAUGGCAGCCAGUUGGGAAAGGAUUACAUCCAGCUGAAGAGCCUGUUACAGCCCAUCCGGAUUUACUCCAGAGCCAGCUUGUAUGGCCCUAACAUUGGGCGGCCCAGGAAGAACGUCAUCGCCCUUCUAGAUGGAUUCAUGAAGGUGGCAGGAAGCACAGUGGAUGCAGUUACCUGGCAACAUUGCUACAUUGAUGGCCGGGUGGUCAAAGUGAUGGACUUCCUGAAAACUCGCCUGUUAGACACACUCUCUGACCAGAUUAGGAAAAUUCAGAAAGUGGUUAAUACAUACACCCCAGGAAAGAAGAUUUGGCUUGAAGGCGUGGUGACCACCUCGGCUGGAGGCACAAACAAUCUAUCAGAUUCCUAUGCUGCAGGAUUCCUAUGGUUGAACACUCUAGGAAUGCUGGCCAAUCAGGGCAUUGAUGUCGUGAUACGGCACUCAUUUUUUGACCAUGGAUACAAUCACCUUGUGGACCAGAAUUUCAACCCAUUACCAGACUACUGGCUAUCUCUCCUAUACAAACGCCUGAUCGGCCCCAAAGUCUUGGCGGUGCACGUGGCUGGGCUCCAGCGGAAGCCACGGCCAGGCCGAGUCAUCCGGGACAAACUAAGGAUUUACGCUCACUGCACAAACCACCACAACCACAACUAUGUUCGAGGGUCCAUUACACUUUUUAUCAUCAACCUGCACCGAUCAAGAAAGAAAAUUAAACUGGCUGGAACUCUCAGGGACAAGCUCGUGCACCAGUAUCUGCUGCAGCCCUAUGGACAGGAGGGCCUGAAGUCCAAGUCAGUGCAGCUGAACGGCCAGCCCUUAGUGAUGGUGGACGAUGGGACCCUCCCAGAAUUGAAGCCCCGCCCCCUGCGGGCCGGCCGGACAUUGGUCAUCCCUCCAGUCACCAUGGGCUUUUAUGUGGUCAAGAAUGUCAACGCUUUGGCCUGCCGCUACCGAUAAGCCACCCUCACACUCACAAGGUGCCAGCAGGCCUGCUGGACUGCUUUCCACUCUUCUGCCCUGAUCGUAUCCUUAUUUUUCAGACAUCUUCUUAGCAACAAACCAGCCUCUGCUGCCCUAUCCUGCUGGAAUCAACAUAGAUUUGCUCCCCGAAGAGACAAAUGUCAAAUGUUAGCCUAGGUAGGUCACAUCCACCCCGAAGGAAAAUGUAGACAUCUCCUGUACCUGUGUAAGGAUGAAGGUAUGUGUGUAAAGCUGUGUGUAUCCUCGUACACACCAUGAAGACAAGCUGACAGUGCACUCCCAGGACAAAUGAAAUGACUCCCCAUGAUCCUGGUCACAGCAAUAUAACUACAGAUCUUAGCCUGUGGCUGCCUCAGCGGAAGACGAGCAAGGAGAAAACCCGGUGGAGCUUCAAGAGCCCAGUCCUCUUCUAACUCCACUCCUUUGUCUGUUCCCUGCUGUUGCCCUGGGUUUCCCAUCACCUUUCUUCCCAUAGGGGAGCAAGUGGGUGAGUCAGCGCUGGCCUGCUGGGCGAGCUGUUUAUGUAAUUUCCCGGCUGAUGUAUGAGUGUGUGCAUCUGGGUUUCUGACAGUGGCAUCAAUCACUGGCUAUUCCUCUGGGAAGCGGGUGCUUCAAAAGUAAAAUUGCAAGCAUACUCCAGAUUUUGUAAGAAGGUUCUAUUCCUCUGUGAAUCCAGAUACCCCCAGGGUUGGAGUGGGAGUCAGGUAACAAUAUUCAUUGAGUAGAGAGCAAUGUAUUAGGCACCACAAAAAGCCAUCAUCAUCCUUCAUUUGGCUGUGAGGGAGAGAGUUUUAGUAAAAGAAAAAGUACACCAAACCACCAGACACACACACACACCAACUGAACAAAGCAAAUAAUUAGACCUGCCUCAAGUUUGAGAGAAUAUUAAGAGUAUGCCCUUACUGUUUUGGUUGACCAAAACCAUUAUUUAAAAAAAAAAAAAAGGUGUAAACCAAAGGUCAUCACUGUAAAACACAACUGACUCCAGCCUUUCUGCCUCUUCCCAAGCAGCCGUGUGCCUCUCAGUGCAUGUACUAGCAGAAAUCUAAUGCGGGCAUUAAAGAUGACCAGGUCCAUCCUGUCCCAGACCAGCUUACCUGAGCACAGAACAAAGCUUUGAGUUGGCCACUGGGGGGAAGGAGCAAUCCAGAGACUGUGGAAGGGUAGGUGGAAGCUCUCGAGCUGGGCCGGGGGCAAGUGGAGUGAUUCAAAGUUCAUGAUGAGGAUCUCCUCUGUGAUUCAAGGGGUACGUGUGGGGCUUUGCAAAUAUGCUGCAACCAAAUACGACUUUCUUUUCUGUGGAUGUGAUUCUUUUUCGCGGGAUAAAUGACAUGAAUUUUUUUAAACGAGGAGAUAUUUGACAGUGUCGUAGGAUUCCAAUUAAGAGAGAGACAAUUUCUGCUGUUGUGAAAGGAUAGAAAUGGAAGAGAGGGGCAGGGUUGCUGAUGCCAGAGGCCAAGGAGACUGCGUAAGAUGCCCAAGGAGUCAAGGAUUGGGGCCAAGUCUGCAAAGUAGACAGUAAGGUGAGAGACAGGAGGAAGAUUACAAAAGAGAGGGGACAGAGGAUUCCUGGCUUGGAGAACUGGGAAUCGGGGGACAGGAGCCGACAGGCUCAUUGUGUGUGUAAGGAAGACAGUGGACUCAGUUUUGACGUGCUUAUUAUUAGGUUCAGGAGGAACAGCACAAGGAGGUGUGUGCUGCUCAAGCAAGAAAUGGGGAGCCUGAGGACCGGGCUGGACACGGUCAGUGGUUGGCUCAACCUGGAAGCAGCUGAGAGAGGAGGAGACCUUGACACUGUAGCAACCCAGAGAGGCCUCCUCUUCUCCGGAAGCCGGCGCCUCCCACUGAAAAGUUUCAGCUUUGAGAGGGGAAGAGAGAGACGUGCCAAGACUGGGGGUAGAAAGGAGGGGAAAGAAGCAGCAGAGGAAAGUGAGGAAGAGAAAGGAAAAGAGAAAUGAGAGACAAAUUUUAAAAAAUUUGUGAGGCUAUCAAAAUCUCUUCUAUACACUGGUCAGGUACAGCCCCAGGGCCCCCUCAUGAUAACAAGAGGAACCAGAGGUCCCUGGGGCCCGGCCCUGGGCUAGUUUGCUUUACAAACACAGUAGCCCCCUAGGGGUCCACAGCUUGCCCAGGGUCACUGAGGGCAAUGGAUUGCUGAGCUCGGAAUAACGCAGAGCCUGGUCAUUUAACAAGUCAGCUCAGUGGCUGCCCAGUCGCACACUCACUCCCUGCCCCUCUCCCUAAGUUCUGCCGGUUCAGUACAGCCAGGAUUCCAGAGCUCCAUCCAAACACCCUCUCUGUAAAUAAGUGUUGAUUGCUCACUCAGCCUCUAAACUUGCAGGAUAUAGGCAGUUCCUGCUUCUUUUGUCUGUCUCUGUGUAUUAAAUGCUGCUCCUAAGAGGUUUAAGUUUUCUUUUAUUGUUUUUCGUUAAUAACACGGGAGGAGGGAAUCACUGAACUUGAUCUUUGGAGUCCUGCAGUUCUCACUGUGCAACUGUCUCAUGGAAGAAGUAUUUGCACCGUUCAAAGGAUACUGAGAAACUCGCUACCGCCACAUUCCGCAGGAACUUUAGUACAGGGCAUCUGUCCUGGCCUUGUCGUUUUGGGGUGGGGGUAACUUACUAAAUCAGUAGGGAUCGCUCCUUAUAAGGGAUUCCCUUCUCACACUCCCCACAGAAGACAGCCUAUGGCGAAACUCAGCAUCGUGAUGCAUCAAGGGAGCAGCUUGCCAGGCUGGGCCCCACGACAAAGUUGCUCAUCCACCAGCUUCCCCAGAUCAGAUUUUUCCUCCUAAAACAAGACAUGGCCAAGAUAAUCUAAGACUUCAGAGCCACUUUAUUUUAAACUAAAGAAUGGGUUUGUGGAAAUACUUAUUUGAAAGCAUAAUAAUAUAUCAUG